UUUCCAUUUAUGUCAUGACGAAAAACGUUCACUAUACGAGUAAGCUGUUAUAAUUACAUUUGAAUUCAUUCUCUUACAUCGCCAAAUGUUUUGAACGACAGGACAAUAAGUUUGCGAGCAGUGAUCUUCAUUGGUCUGUUAGACAUAAUCAUCAUUAAAACGAAUCUGCAUGCCGUCUUAUCCGGAAGACGAUACCACUCCAGUUCACAAGAUGUAACUGCUACCUUCUCCGCCUAUUAUUACAAAGAGAAAGCUGAAAUUUACGAACUUUUGCAGCUAGACAUCCUAGAUGAGCGAUUCCAGACGUAUUAAGAUGUGUACAUCAGACGCUCACAUUUAUGAAACAUACAAGGAUGUAAUUGCAUGUACCUAAUCGAAGAAACAAUUUGCAUAAGACAAACAUGUUACCUUAAUUAUGAAAGAUGAAGAUAACGUUAAUGAUCCGCGUGUAUUAGCAGUUCUAGCAAUGAUAAACUUGAAUCCUCAUAUUUCGAGUAGAGAACUGCAACGUAAUUUAGAAAUUCCUUAUGUCACUGUGCGGAGGAUUUUACAAAGACAUAAAUUCCAUCCCUACCAUAUCACUUUAACCCAAGAUUAUGUUCUCUUCAGUGACGAAAACUCAUUUCAUAACAAUGGACAACUCAAUAGGCAUAAAUAUAUUUAUUGGUCCACAUACAAUCCUCACUGGACUCAACGUGUUGAUAAUCAACAUCGUUAGAGUUUAAAUACUUGGUGCGGAAUUGUAAAUGAAUAUUUGAUUGGUCUAUACAUUUUUGAUAACCG
This is a messenger RNA of Odontomachus brunneus, 783 nucleotides long. RefSeq lists its product as uncharacterized. The record is from RefSeq and is a predicted model, not a curated record. NCBI's taxonomy places the organism in Eukaryota, Metazoa, Arthropoda, Insecta, Hymenoptera, Formicidae. The transcript has 2 exons. Bases 416 to 718 code for a protein of 100 amino acids.